Messenger RNA from Myodes glareolus (Bank vole), 1321 nucleotides. It is a transcript of the gene Epo, whose product is annotated as erythropoietin. The record is from RefSeq and is a predicted model, not a curated record. NCBI's taxonomy places the organism in Eukaryota, Metazoa, Chordata, Mammalia, Rodentia, Cricetidae. Gene Ontology annotation, cellular component: extracellular region. Gene Ontology annotation, biological process: positive regulation of Ras protein signal transduction; erythropoietin-mediated signaling pathway; positive regulation of cell population proliferation. Gene Ontology annotation, molecular function: hormone activity; erythropoietin receptor binding; cytokine activity.
CCACCCUGCUGUUUCUGCUGUCUUUGCUACUGCUUCCUCUGGGCCUCCCAGUCCUCUGUGCUCCCCCUCGCCUCAUCUGCGACAGUCGCGUUCUGGAGAGGUACAUCUUGGAGGCUAGAGAGGCCGAGAAUGUCACGAUGGGCUGUGCAGAAGGUCCCAGGCUGAGUGAGAACAUUACAGUCCCAGACACCAAAGUCAACUUCAAUGCUUGGAAAAGAAUGGAGGUGGAAGAACAGGCUGUAGAAGUUUGGCAAGGCCUGUCCCUGCUCUCAGAAGCCAUCCUGCGGGGCCAGGCCCUGCUGGCCAACUCCUCUCAGCCAUCCGGGAUGCUUCAGCUGCACAUAGACAAAGCCGUCAGUGGCCUGCGCAGUCUCACUUCCCUGCUCCGGGUGCUGGGAGCCCAGAAGGAGUCGAAAUCACCUCCAGAUGCCACCCCACCUGCUCCACUCCGAACGCUCACGGUGGAGAAUUUCUGCAAACUCUUCCGAGUCUACUCCAACUUCCUCCGGGGCAAACUGAAGUUGUACACGGGGGAGGCCUGCAGGAGAGGGGACAGGUGACCUGCUACUGCUACCGUGAUGUGUCCACCAACUUGCUCACCGUCACUGCCUGUGUCACGCCAACUUUCCACCACUCCCAACCCUCAUCAAAGGGGUUGUGACCUCCUCACCAGCUUGUCCUCGGGACACUCCAGCAUCAGCAGUGACAUCCUGGGGAGCCAGAACUUUUCAGAGCUCCAUUCUGAAGUCUGAAGAUGUCACUGGGUCAACCUGAGACCUCAGAGCAGGAGAGAUUCAGACAGCCAUCUUGGAUUUGUUUUGUUUUUGUUGAGACAGGAGGGUCUCACAUAGCCCAGGCUGGCCUGGAACUCGCUGUGUAGCUAUGGAUGACUUUGAACUCCUGAUCUUCCUGCUUCCAUUUCCCAAGUGCUGAGAUUGUAAGCAUGCACUCACCCAUUUAUGGGGUGCUGGAGAUGGAAGCCGGGGCUUCAUGCAUGCUAGGCAAGCACUCUACCAACUGGACUAUAUUCUCAGCACCCAGAAACCAGUAUAUAACUCAGGGACAGAGAUCCAAACUCAGUGUCCUGCCGGAACUGUGACCCCACAGGACAAGCUUCAGGGUUCAAUCCUUGUGGCACCUACGAAGAAUACAGGAACUGGAGAUUUAGGGGGCAAGGCAUGAAUUCUCCAGGUCUCAUGGGGUCUUCCCUGACACAUGUGUCACUGGACAGUAGAGGGGGUGGAACCAUGAAGACGGAAUGCAACUGAUUCUUAGCUUUCAUGGGCGGGAAGGGGUAUGAAGUUUUGUGUCUUUUUGAAAU